AUGCCCACCGAUGUAACUUGGCUGGACAUAUGCCUUGCUGGUGCUGCAGUGUAUCUAGUAAAGCAGGUGUUCACCAAGAAGAACAAUGUACCAUACCCACCUGGUCCCCCGGGAUGGCCUCUCGUUGGAAACGUCCUAGACAUGCCUCGCAUCAAGCCCUGGCUCACCUUCGCUGAGUGGGGCAAGAAGUAUGGUGGUAUAUCACACAUCGAGCUUCUGGGUCAGCACAUCAUUGUGCUGAAUUCUGUCAAGAUUACGAUGGCAAUGCUGGACGGGAAGAGCUCCGUGUAUUCUGACCGUCCUAUUCUGCCUAUGGGCGGCGAACUUUGUGGCUGGAAGCACGCUUUGGGUUUUCUCCCUUACGGUGACCGUCUUCGCUUGUACCGCAAGAACCUCCACCGCGUCAUUGGCAGUCACGCCGCCUUGAAUAUCUACCACCCGAUCGAGGAAGUUGAAACCCACCGAUUCCUGAAGCGCGUACUUGCGAAUCCCGACCAAUUACAGGCACACAUUCGACACACCACUGGUGCUGUUCUUCUGCAAAUCUCUUAUGGAUAUGAAGUGAAGGAGAACGACGAUCCCUUCGUUGAUCUUGCGGAACGCGCUCUCGACCAAUUGUCACGGGUCAGUGUUGCCGGUGCCUUCUUCGUUGAUAUUAUGCCAUCCUUGGCCAAGGUCCCAGAGUGGUUUCCCGGUAUUGGAUUCAAGCGCAAGGCCCGUGAAUCACUCGAGACACUCGAAAAGAUGGCUGGCGCACCCUACGGGUUUGUCAAGGAUCAGAUGGCCGCUGGAAUUGCCCAAAGGUCUUUCACCUCGGAUUUGUUGGAAGGCCGUGCUUUGUCUGCAGAAGAAGAACACAUUGUGAAAUGGUCUGCCGCAUCUCUGUACAGCGGUGGUGCUGAUACGACGGUUUCUACAAUUUACACGCUUUUCCUAGCCAUGACAAUUUCCCCUGACGUGCAGAAGAAGGCUCAGGCUGAAAUAGAUGCCGUCGUUGGUCCUGAUCGUCUUCCCUCCUUCGCCGACCGCGACUCCCUCCCUUAUACUGAGGCGCUUGUGAAAGAAGUCCUACGUUGGAAUGCUGUCGUCCCUAACGGUGGCCCCCACCGUGUCACUGAGGACGAUAUCCAUGACGGGUACUACAUCCCAAAAGGCUCCUUGGUAAUACCCAACGUUUGGUUCAUGCUUCAUGACCCGCGGACUUAUGCUAACCCUUCGCAAUUCAACCCUGAACGCUUCUUAGCGAGAGAUGGAAAGGAGUCUGAGACCGAACCUAGUACGAUCUGCUUCGGCUUCGGCAGACGUCCAACUCAGAGGGCGCCGACGAAGAAGACAGUUCUGACGUUGCUUUCUUUCCCAGGUCUCCAUCUCGCUGAUGCGUCUGUCUGGAUAUCCACCGUGAUGUCACUCGCUGUGUUUGAUAUUUCCAAGAUCGUCGAGAACGGUGUUGAGAUCACCCCUGAGCUUGACCCCUCGUCAAGUAUGAUCAGCCAUCCGAAGCCCUUCAAGUGCUCUAUUAAGGCUCGCUCUGCACAAGCCCUUGAGCUCAUUCAGCAGGAUGCUAACUACUAA
This is a messenger RNA of Suillus paluster, 1572 nucleotides long. RefSeq names its product cytochrome P450. The coding region runs from base 1 to 1572 and encodes 523 amino acids. Gene Ontology annotation, molecular function: heme binding; oxidoreductase activity, acting on paired donors, with incorporation or reduction of molecular oxygen; monooxygenase activity. The record is from RefSeq and is a predicted model, not a curated record. The transcript is spliced from 10 exons. NCBI's taxonomy places the organism in Eukaryota, Fungi, Basidiomycota, Agaricomycetes, Boletales, Suillaceae.